AUGGCAUUUUUAAGCCCAACAAAAAAAAACAUCAAUCUCCACACCCAUGUAACUAAAUCUCCUCUCCCUCGUAACCCUGUGUUAGCACUAAAAGAUCCUAAUUGGAAAAUGGCUAUGGAUGAUGAAUACAAUGCUCUCAUUCAAAAUAAGAAGUGGGAUUUAGUACCCCGUCCACCUGACACAAAUGCUAUUCGUUCUAUAUGGAUUUUUAGACAUAAAGAAAAAUCUGACGGUUCUUUUGAGAGGCAUAAAGCCCGACUUGUAGGUAAUGGUGCAGGUCAACAGGUUGACAUCGAUUGUGGCGAAACUUUCAGUCCGGUUGUUAAACCAGCCACUAUCCGAACAAUAUUGAGUCUUUCCUUAUCAAAAGCAUGA
This is a messenger RNA of Trifolium pratense (red clover), 375 nucleotides long. RefSeq lists its product as uncharacterized. The transcript has a single exon. The record is from RefSeq and is a predicted model, not a curated record. Lineage: Eukaryota; Viridiplantae; Streptophyta; Magnoliopsida; Fabales; Fabaceae. Bases 1 to 375 code for a protein of 124 amino acids.